UUGGGUGCAUGUAUUUUUCUGUUUUCCUAUCUCCAAUGUUUUGUACUCGGUGACGAUUUAGUGCAGUGCGUGCCUACAAGGAAAGGACAUCACAUUUUGUUUAAAGGAUACACUUAUGUGUUCAAAAAUAAUCAGUUGCCGGAGUGGGUUUCUAUCUACUUUUUAAAAGUUACAGAUAAUAAAUAUAAGUGUAAUGUAUGCGAAGCUUUAUUAAGAACAGAUGAGAAAUCAUUACAGUUAUUAGAGCAUAUCCAACAAAACCACAAAGAAGUUUAUGAGCUCCACAAAGGCACUUCUGAAAAUACCGUCGGAUUUCAUAUUGAAUUUCUUCAUGUGGACAUGUUAAAAGGUGAUGGAGACCCUAAAACUCAGCCUGUAAUACUGGGAGAGGUGUGUGAAGCAACUACAGAUGAAAUUGUUAAAAUCAAGAAUGAAGAUGGUGUUGCAGAUAUGCAAUAUGUAUUAAUACCAAAGAAGAAAAAAUCAGAUUCUGCAGCAGAGAACAGAAGGAGAAGUUGGGUGUGGAAGUAUUUCAACAAGCUUAGCAAUAUUAUAUACCGCUGCAACCUUUGCAGUGUUGUUCUGUCAAUAAAAGGUUGCAACACUAACAAUAUGAACCGACAUGUCCGAACUAGGCAUCCUAGUGUUUACAAAUCUGAAAUAGAACGGAAGAAGGACUCUGAUCAUUUAGAUAUUGUGAGUGAAACUGAAGCUCCUUACAGCAUCGGGACAGAAGACAUUAAAGUAAGCGAUAAGGAAUUUGAUGAAUCGUAUGAGUGCAUAAGUCAAAAGCAACGUCGCAGUUGGAUUUGGUCGUAUUUCAAUCGCAUCUCUGGUACGCUGGCGCAAUGCAAACUCUGCAACCGGAACAUCUGCCACGGCGGCAACGCCACCGGGAAUAUGAACCGGCACCUUAAGAUGGUACACCACAAAACCGCAGACGACAACGGCUGGGUAUGGAAAGUCUUCGAGAGCAUCGAGGAUGACUUCUAUUCGUGUAGAAUAUGUCAAUACAAGUGCAUGAAGUUCGAAGAGAUCGAAAGAAGCAUUACAUGCAUAUUGCAGCAUCUCAAGGCAGAGCAUGGAGUAAUAUCGGGCGAUCAAAUUAUAACCGGCACAGAUUACGAGGCAGACCAGAUCAACUGA
Molecule: messenger RNA, 1146 nt
Organism: Parnassius apollo (apollo)
Lineage: Eukaryota; Metazoa; Arthropoda; Insecta; Lepidoptera; Papilionidae
Source: the annotation of a GenBank genome assembly